GCUCACACGUGUUUCCCGAGCAGACGGACGCACGCGGAAUAGUAAGAUGGCGGCGGACGGAGGCCGAUCUGCGCUACCCUGCGCCUUCAGCCCUAAAUCACAACAGUUCCUGGCUCUCUGCGCACAGGACGGGAGACUGCGCAUCUGGAAUACCGACAGCAAAACUCUACAACAGGAAUACGUGCCUUCCGCGCACCUGAGCGCAGCCUGUACCUGUGUGACAUGGGGACCGUGCCGAGCUGUUCAGGAUGUGCCACAGAGGAAGAGGAGGAAAUGUGAGGCCGGGUCGUCUCCUGAGAUGUCAGAUCUGUUGGCGCUGGGCACUGCUGCUGGGUCGGUUCUCAUCUACAGUACAUUGAAGGGAGACCUGCAUUGUACUCUGGAGGGAGGGCACAGUGGAUCAGUGAACAGCGUCCAGUGGCAUCCAGAAGACUCAGUGUUGUACAGCGGUUCAGAUGACACACACAUAGCCGAGUGGGACUUGCAGACAGGAAAAGUUCGUUGCAAAUGGAAGGCAGACAGAUCAGCUGUCAGCGGCCUGUGUAUAAGUCCAGAUGGAAAGCUGCUGCUCUCGGCGGGAAUGACCAUCAAGAUGUGGAACCUGGAGACUAAGCAAGUGUACAGGAAAUUCACAGGUCACUCUACCAUGGUAACGACUCUGUGCUUCGCCACAACACGACCCCCAGACAGUAAUGGGAUGUACUUCUUGUCAGGGGCAGCUCAUGACAGGCUCUUGAGUGUGUGGCAGGUACAGUCCGAUGGCAAAGACAAGAACUCUGUGGUGUCUUUUACUCUGACAGAUGAACCCCAACACAUAGACCUUCAGACAUCCAACUGCAAAGAUGAGCCUGUGAGGUUAGCAGUGGUGUGUAAGGACGGUCAGCUUCAUCUCUUUGAGCACUUUCUCAACGGGCCGUGUAAGAAGCCGCUGUCUCCAGUGUGUUCCCUGCAGGUGUCCACUAUGAAGGGAGACUCACCAGUGCCUGUGCCUUUGCUCGCAGCAGCUCUGUGUGCCGACAGACAGAACCUGAUGCUGGCGUAUGGACAUCACCUGCAGCCGGUCAUGGAGAAAACUCCUUUUAACACGUCAGAGAGACACACAUGCUUAGUCAGAGAUGUACAUGGCACUCUUUCUCUCUCUGUAGACACUGCUGUCUCCAAGGUGAAGACACCAGUUGUUAAUAAACAGAGCAAGGUUUUAGUACCAGGACUUCCGGGACACAAGGCACCAAUCAGAUUAACUCCCAAUGAAGCAGAGAAAAGGAAAAAAGAGGACAGUACCACAGAGAUGUCUAUCGAGGAGCGGUUGGAGCAGAUUGAGUUGAGUGUUGGAGGGAGGGAGGCUGGUAAAGGCACGUCCUCCCUGCAGACGGACAGUUUUGCUGUACUGCUUGUGCAGGGACUGGAGAGCAACGACCAGCGGAUCCUUACUAAAAUAUUUCAAACCAAAAAAGAGAUUUUGAUAAAGAACACUGUUGCCCGGUUACCACCUCAGGCUGUCCUGCCAUUACUGGAAGAGCUGUCCAGGAGACUGCAGGGACAUCCAUUUGCGGCUCUGCUUAUAGUUCAGUGGUUUAAGGCUGUACUUACACAACACACAUCGUACUUGUCUUCGCUGCCAGAUCUAGUGUCUCAGUUGGGCUCCAUUUACCAUAUGAUUGAGAGCAGGGUAAAGUUAUAUCAGCAGCUCACUCGACUCCAUGGCAAAUUGUACCUGCUCAUGACACAGGUGGCGACAAACAACAGCGCUAAGAAUGUUGGUAACAUUUCUCACAAAGCAAAGUUGGUUUAUGAAGAAGAGUCUUCAGAUGAGGAUGAAGACUCAAGAGAUGAAGGGCGUCCUGAGGAUGAUUCGGAUAACUGGGAGGAGGACGAGGCAGCAAUGGAAUUGACAGAAGACAAAAAGAACCACAAAGAUGAGGAGGACGAUGAAGAGGACGAUAUGAAUGAUGAAUCAAAAGCAAAUGGUGAUUCAGAUCUGGACCCUGAAAAUGAGAGCGAGGAAGAAUAAUACACAAUCAGGCCGCAGAAU
Molecule: messenger RNA, 2032 nt
Organism: Carassius carassius (crucian carp)
Lineage: Eukaryota; Metazoa; Chordata; Actinopteri; Cypriniformes; Cyprinidae
Product: WD repeat-containing protein 43-like
Exons: 18
Coding region: 47-2011 (654 amino acids)
Biological process (GO): maturation of SSU-rRNA from tricistronic rRNA transcript (SSU-rRNA, 5.8S rRNA, LSU-rRNA)
Cellular component (GO): nucleolus
Molecular function (GO): protein binding
Source: RefSeq, a predicted model, not a curated record